Molecule: messenger RNA, 967 nt
Organism: Monascus purpureus
Lineage: Eukaryota; Fungi; Ascomycota; Eurotiomycetes; Eurotiales; Aspergillaceae
Source: the annotation of a GenBank genome assembly
UUCGUUGUAAGAUCAUUGUAAGAAUCAAUCUUCCAACUCUCACGCAUCCUUCACAAUGGCAGCAAGACCAUACGAAUCCAAGCUGGCAAUCGUCACCGGUGCCUCUCGAGGCAUCGGCGCCGCCGUCGCCAAAAGACUCGCAGCCAAAGGCUGCAAUCUUCUCCUAGCAUUCACAUCCGACUCCUCACGAGUCCCGACAGCACAGUUGGGCUCGGACCUCUCCGCUAUGCACCAAAUCAAAUGCACGUCCGUGCAGGCCGACCUAGGAAACCCGACAAGCGCAGCAUGCGCCAUCCUCGACGCGGCGCGCCGUUUCUUCUUCUCCUACAGCCCGGCCGACUCGACCUUCCGCGUCGACAUCCUUAUCAACAAUGCCGGGGUCGCGUCGAACCAGUUCCUGAACGAUAGCAAGCAGGGCGCGAUCGAUGAGGCGGAAUUCAACCGUGUCUAUGCAGUCAACGUGCUGGCACCGUUGCUGCUCACGCAAGCCGUGGCACCGCAUCUGCCCACGAACCGCUCCGGGAGGAUUGUCAACGUAUCCAGUGUGUCUUCGUCGAUCGGGUGCGAGGGCCAGUCAGUGUAUGCGGGGAGUAAGGCGGCGCUGGAGGCUAUGACGCGCACUUGGAGUCGCGAGCUGGCUGGUCGGGCUACCGUGAAUGCUGUUAAUCCCGGUCCUGCGUGGGGCGACAUGUAUGCGCAGGCUGGGCCGGCGUUUUGGCAGAUCAACCAGCCCUACGUUGAUGCGGCGCCGUUGGCGAAGUACGAGCGCGAGCCGGAGGUGUUGGCGAUGGCCGGGGAUGAUGCAGAGAGGUUCGAUACGACUGUCCGUGAGUCUAUGGGGGGAAGACGGCCGGGGUUUACGAGCGAGAUCGCCGGGACGAUUGAUAUGCUAUGCUCGGAGGAGAGUGGGUGGACGACGGGAAGUGUCAUUUGUGCGAAUGGAGGGAUGAAGAUGUCUAUUGCCUAG